This is a messenger RNA of Maniola jurtina (meadow brown), 1308 nucleotides long. RefSeq names its product carboxypeptidase B-like. NCBI's taxonomy places the organism in Eukaryota, Metazoa, Arthropoda, Insecta, Lepidoptera, Nymphalidae. Gene Ontology annotation, molecular function: metallocarboxypeptidase activity; zinc ion binding. The coding region runs from base 1 to 1272 and encodes 423 amino acids. Gene Ontology annotation, biological process: proteolysis. The record is from RefSeq and is a predicted model, not a curated record. The transcript is spliced from 5 exons.
AUGAAUGUUUGGUUACUUGGGAUUUUUAUUGUAGCGGUUUACGCUAAACACGAGGAAUAUGAAGGGUGGACCUCUUACUACGUGGUACCAUAUGACUACGAUGAGUUAGAAGUCUUUAACGUGGUAGUCCAAAAAUAUGACCUCGAUGUAUAUGGCUAUCCGGCUAUCAAGAGGGAAGGGCUGGUGUUGGUGGACCCAGCCAAUCAGAAGAACUUCACCAAUGCCAUGGAAGAACUGGGGAUUAGGUACCGGGUACACACGAAAAAUAUGAAAACGCACCUAGAUCUUGAAGAUGAAAUGUUCAAAGAUAAAGUAUCAGCGAGCCCAAGCAGAAUUGGCGGCAGACUACCAUACAAUCAGUAUCAAACAGUUCAAGCGAUCCACAAAUACAUGGAUGACAUAGCAGCCGCACACCCGAACGUAGCAAGAGUAGUCACCCCCACAACUUCCUUCCACGGCCUCCCCAUGAAAUACAUGAGAAUUUCUACUACCAACUUCCAAGACACCCGCAAACCCAUCAUCUUCUUGGAUGGUGGUAUGCAUGGAAGGGAGUGGCUGUCCAUACCCCCAGUCACAUACGCUAUAAACCAGUUGGUGGAAAAUGUGACUGAUCCAGAUCUCUUGAACAGAUUUGACUGGAUCCUGCUGCCGAUUGUGAACCCUGAUGGAUAUAGGUUCUCGAGGGAAGGUAGUGUCACAUGGAGAAAAACUCGGUCGAUUGACCCUGACAAUCAAUGGACCAGAAUGUGCCCUGGAGCUGACAUCGACCGUAACUUCGACUUCGUAUGGCACACCAUUGGUACCAGUGACAACCCGUGCUCCUACGUAUACCCUGGCGCGUAUCCAUUUUCAGAGGUUGAAGCAAGAGUUGUAAGAGACAUACUACUUGAACAUAGAAGGAUUUUGAUGUAUAUUUCAUUCAGCAGCUUUGGAAGCUUUAUUAUGUACCCUUGGGCUUUUGAUGGUUCGUUAUCUGAUCAUGCUUUAAGACAGCAUUCUGUGGGGAUCAGUAUGGCAGAUGCUAUCAAUUCAGCCAAGCACCCCAGUUUUCUAUCAUACCGAGUUGGUAAUGCUGGUUUGAUCCGUGGUUCGGGAAUGGCUGGGACUUCUAUAGAUUACGCUCACAGUAUUGGGGUCCCACUGGCCUAUACUAUCGAUUUGCCGGGUGUCUUCGGUGGUUACUGGAUGGACCCGAUCUGGAUUGAGCAAGUCGUUAUCGAAACUUGGGAAGGUGUUAAAGCCGGAGUAAGGAGAGCUAUGACAACGAAUUGAGGAGUGUUUAAAAAUAAACAAAUUUUGAUCAUUAAC